Molecule: messenger RNA, 1220 nt
Organism: Dermacentor silvarum
Lineage: Eukaryota; Metazoa; Arthropoda; Arachnida; Ixodida; Ixodidae
Exons: 2
Coding region: 174-923 (249 amino acids)
Source: RefSeq, a predicted model, not a curated record
GAGAAACGGUGUCACUAGAGAAGCGGGUCGCUGUUGCUUUAUAUAAGCUAUGUUCCUCUGCCGAGGAUAGAACAGUGGCCAAUUUGUUUGACUUGGGGCGGUCGACAGGGAACACUAUUUACCGAGAGUUUUGCCAGACCGUUGUUGAUGCCCUUGAAAAGCAGUGGGUCAAGAUGAUCGCAGCAAAUGAAAUGGCCGACCAUGUGCGGGAGUUUUGUGCGGUCACUGGCUUCCCACAGGCAGUUGGAGCACUGGAUGGCUGUCAUUUUCCUGUCUCGCCACCAAAGGAAAACGCCAUCGAUUACUACAAUUACAAAGGCUGGUACAGUGUGAUCCUGCUGGCUCUGGUGGACCACAAAUACAGGUUCCGCUACACUAACGUUGGCUCCCCAGGCAGGUGCCACGACGCACACGUGUUUCACAACUCCAUCUUGGCAAGAGCGAUUCAGGAACCAGCAUUUCAGAGCCCAACCAUUUGUGUUGGCACUUCUCUUGUGCCCCCAUUAAUUUUGUGUGAUCAAGCUUUCCCUCUUACAUCCAACCUCAUGAAACCGUUCCCUGGCACGAACCACACCCCAGAAGAGAGCAACUUCAACUAUGAACUCUCCAAAACACGAAGAAUUGUGGAGAACGCUUUUGGAAGGCUCAAGGCACGCUUCAGAUUUGUGAUGAAGCGAAUGGAGUGCGACAUCAGCAAUGUGCCUAUUGCCGUAAGAGCAUGUUGUGUGCUAAAUAACAUAUGCGAACAUUUCAAUGAUUCCGUAUCUCAGCAGUGGCUGAAUGAAGCGGAGUUGCAGAAUACAGUAUAUCAGCAACCACUUCACACAACAGGCACGCAAGUUGGAUGUGGAAGAGAUGUCCGAGAUGCACUUGUGCAUUAUUUUCAGCUGCAUGGAGACCACUGUAGUCGGGUACAACUGUAGAAGACAGGAGAGGCCCCGCCCAGUUGACCGAAGCGCAGCAGCCAAUUCCUCCAUGACUAAAGAAAUAGUCCCGCUCAAAAAAUUGACUUCUUCUAAGACGCGUAUUUGUCGGUAUAAAUAAGAUUUGUGUAUCUUGACGAGUGGCGAGACAGGCGACUACCACGAGGAAAUGAACGGCAAUCGCUAUGAGGGCUGGUUCAAUGACGUUCUGCAGAAGUUGCCAGCUGGUAGCGUCAUUGUUUUAGGCAAUGCACCUUACCAUAGCCGGCGAGAAGAGAAAUUGCCAACGACGGCCUG